Coniophora puteana RWD-64-598 SS2 is the source of this 927-nucleotide messenger RNA. RefSeq lists its product as uncharacterized. NCBI's taxonomy places the organism in Eukaryota, Fungi, Basidiomycota, Agaricomycetes, Boletales, Coniophoraceae. Bases 265 to 870 code for a protein of 201 amino acids. The record is from RefSeq and is a predicted model, not a curated record. The transcript is spliced from 5 exons.
GCCGAAGUCAUUCUCGCAUAUUACUGUAUACGCAACGCUUACUGGCAGCAGGCUCGCUACCACGCGAGCGCAGCGGCGACCCUUGCUCUGGACCAUCAGCUUCAUGAGCCCCCACGCUGUAGCACCCCCCUUACCGAGCUUCAGUAUCAAGGCCGCCCCUAUCUUGAGCUGAAGGAUCAUCUCAAUCCCGAAGCCCGCCGAAAAGCCUUCUACUACGUUUGUUUCCUGGACAAGACCCUGUCGGUGGUCACGGGAAAUAGAUCCAUGCUGACAUUGGAGGAUACAUCUUGGCUCCUCGCAGAGCAACGUGAAGAAUCGCAGCCAGGUGAUGUCUUUGCUUUGGGCGCAUGCGUAGCAAUAGCUUUCCACCAUGCUUCCACUCUUUGUACGAAGGACAACACAGACAUAGAUGCCGUGCAAGAUCAUGACCGGGUAUCAAGCUCUUUGUUAGUCAAGGUAGACAAUCUGCGAACCGGCGAGCUACCCAUAGCCGAUGCCCGGUUCUAUCUUAUCUACAAGAUGUUGCUGCUCCUCACUCGGAUCUAUCUCCGAUUACCUUUUGAAGAUAGUAACCCUUCUGCACGAUCGGAAGUGGUCGACCUACUGGCGGAGUUCUGCCAUACAGCAUCGGAGGUCGACAUGCCGUCACUCAAAAUCUUCAACCCGGUGAUGAGUAACUUCUGGGUCGCGACCUGUUAUCUCAUCCGCAAAGAAUUGCAGUGCGAAGAGAAUCACGGACGUUCGCUGUCGGCGAGAUCGAAGUUGGUUGAAGGGCUUGAUUAUCUAUUACAUUCACUCAUGGCGCUGAGUCCGGAGGUGCCACUGAAAAGCUACCGCGAGAAGCUCGAGGCUAUCAUGCCCAUGCUUUGAGGCGAUAUCUCUUUGUCCCCAAUGCUGUGUUUUGUACCUAUGUUAAUUUGCAUCAUU